CCUAAACCAUAUAUAAUUAUGCCAAAUUGGAAUUUUUGUACUCCGAAAUAUAAUCACAUGCCCACAAAUCAUAAUGCACUGCACCUCCAGGCUCCUCUUUGUCUCUUAUAACGGCUAUAUUUCCCCCACUCGCCCAAUUAUUCAAAUAAUUCCCCCAAGUCCUAAUCCCAACGGUCCAAUUUCCACAAAUACAGUAUUAGCACUAAAAACACAUACAUAUAAUUAUAAAGCUUCCACAUUCCAAUUUUACGUACUAUCUUUCUCACAAUAUCUCUCUCGUUUUACAAAUUUACAAUGGAAGCUAUCACUACGACUACUCCUUGUACUGCUGCUGCUGCUGCUGCUGCUGCUGCAUCCGCAAGUGUUCAACAUGUGACCAAGAAGUCUUCCGACGAGCUGCUGAGGAAAUUUGCGGAUUCCGGGGACGAGGCUGAGGUUCCUGCGAGGAAACAGCUGGCGGUGAGGGUGUCGAAGCGUCGGAAAAGAAGCCGGGUGAACGGGGAUGGGGAUCAGCAGUGUGAGAGCCCGUUGAGUGGGAAGAGUGGGUUGGUGGAGAGGAGGUCUCUGCUUCCUGCUGGGACUAAAAGCAAGGCGUUGUUUAGGAAAAUUGGGAUUCAUGGCGGCAGGGCUUCACACCUCAGGGCUAGGGAUAUCAGGAACAAGUCCCUCUUUGGCACAAUUCACAAGACAUGGAGAAUGGCCAUUGAAGGAGCUUCAAAGGUUUUCAUGGAAAAGCAUUACAACAGGCACAAGCGUUUGAUCAAUGACAUUGUCUAGCUCAACGAACAAACACCCUCUUAGUAUUAAUCUGAUCGUCCAUUUUUAGAAUGUGGUUCAAAUUCAUUGUAUAUUAGUAUAAAGAUGCCUUUUUAUUAUGAAUUUUAUCGGUUUGGUAUGAAGUUUUAGUUUCCUAACACAAUCGGUUCAGUCUAAUUUCAACCCAAAAUCCAAAUCAUACCCAAUAAGACGAAUAUUCAAACCGAACCGUGUCCACCUCUACUAAUAAAAAUUCUCCACCUCCUCUAUAUAGCAGAGAUGGAGUUUCCCAA
Malus domestica (apple) is the source of this 1049-nucleotide messenger RNA. RefSeq lists its product as uncharacterized. NCBI's taxonomy places the organism in Eukaryota, Viridiplantae, Streptophyta, Magnoliopsida, Rosales, Rosaceae. The record is from RefSeq and is a predicted model, not a curated record.